Cavenderia fasciculata is the source of this 1302-nucleotide messenger RNA. RefSeq lists its product as uncharacterized. The transcript has a single exon. The coding region runs from base 1 to 1302 and encodes 433 amino acids. The record is from RefSeq and is a predicted model, not a curated record. Lineage: Eukaryota; Evosea; Eumycetozoa; Acytosteliales; Cavenderiaceae.
AUGUUUAGACGUAUAUUUGGCUCUAUUUUAAAUCUUCUUGGUAUAGAACAAAAAGAAGAGGACAACCUAGAAGAAGAAGAAGUUGUACAAUUCAAUUUAUUGCUAUUACCAAAUGUAGUAAUUAGAUACAUCAUUCAACAGAUUGAUUUGGAUGCUGAAAGAAUAUGUUUGCAUGCUACAUGUCAUCGACUGUUUGACCUAAGAAGAAGAUUCAUCGAUCAUGUCGGUGUUGCAAGACUACCCACUACAGUAGUUUCAAAGGCUGAAAGUAUAUUUCUUCCAAUCAAUAAUUUUGACCUAAUAUCAAGGGACAGAGACUAUUAUUUCAAUUCAUUGCCUAGAUUAGUUCUCACCAAGAUCAUUUCAUCGUGUGAUUUGACGGUUUUCAAGUCAUUGCGAUACUUGUUUAUAGAGGGUAUCGCCGAACAGAUAGACAUCUCAGAGAUACGAUUACCACCGUCGCUCACUGCACUCACUAUUGGCGAUGGAUCAUACUAUUCAAACAAUUUUACUGUACCCACCAAAACAAUACCUCAUGGUUGGUUGCCAGAAGGAUUACGCAACUUGGAAUUCAUUGGACUGGCUCCACCUGUAAUAGUAGACAUGUACUCUAAAUUACCUGUAUCCCUUAAAACAUUGGAAGGAUGUUUUAUACCCCAACCACUACCCUAUCAUUUGGAGCAUCUAUAUUGUCACAGUACUCUUAAAUUAAAUAUUAUUGCAGACAUUAAUAAUGAUAUUGGACCGAGAUUAAAAAAAGUAUAUCUAAAAUACUAUGAUCAAGAUACAAUUGAUCAAUUACCAUCAUCAUUGGAAAUAUUAAAUAUCAAACUUAUUGGUUUAGACAGUAUUAUUUCCGUACCUUUUAAUCAAUUACCAAAUCUACGUCAUAUUGGAAUACCUCAAAUAUUUAAUAGUGUCACCAACAAACAUUUUUUUACUCAACUACCAAAUAAUAAUCAUCUACAGACAGUUGGUAUAUACAAUCCAAUUAAACCUUGGUAUGAUUUCUACUUGGAACUUCCACUAUCCUCUGUCAGAAACAAAAGAAAUGUAACAUCUUUUGAAAAGGCAAUACUUUCAAGUAAUCAUUUGGGAGCACUUAGGGAUCGACAUUCCAAAACAAUAUUACAAAUUAGACUAUUUGACAAGAAAAACCAAGUUUAUCUUUUAAUAAUCAAUGACAAAUACGGUUCAACCAAUACAAUUAAAAUGAAAUUUCAGUCCUCUGACAUUUUAGAUAUAUUACAAAAAUAUAGUGGUCCAUCUCGUGGUCAGUUUAUAGAUAAAAAUAUAAUAUAA